UUGUGGGGGAACAGACGCGUUCACGUCUUGGUGGAUUUCCUUCCGCGGGACGAAGCAGGAAGCGCGCAGCGCGCAGCCGCUGCUGGAGCCCCGAGGAUGAAUAAGUUCCAGGAUGGAAAAAUUCUCCAGGACCUGGAAACCCUGCUAAACAGCAAAGGCGGCCUGCAGGCGUUCCGCGGGUUCCUGCGCUCCGAGUUCAGCGAGGAGAACCUGCGGUUCUGGCAGGCCUGCGAGGACUACCGGCUGUCCCCCGCCGGCCUGCAGAAGCUGAAGGCCAGCAGCAUCUACAGCCAGUUCAUCAGCCCCGACGCCCCGCUGGAGGUGAACCUGGACGCAGAGACACGCGAGGCCCUCCUGGACGUGAUGGACUCCCCGUGCGGCCACACGUUUAAGGAGGCCCAGCAGAGGAUCUACAGCCUGAUGGCCAAAGACUCCUUCCCCCGCUUCCUGCGCUCCCCCCACUGCCCGGAGGCCCUCAGGGCCUUCUGA
Menidia menidia (Atlantic silverside) is the source of this 489-nucleotide messenger RNA. The record is from the annotation of a GenBank genome assembly. Lineage: Eukaryota; Metazoa; Chordata; Actinopteri; Atheriniformes; Atherinopsidae.